GCUCAAUGGCGCAGGUGGAUAGCAAUGGUCGGUCAUUGGAUAGGUUGACAAAAAACUUAUUAUCGCUAAGUCUUCCGUGCUUCGAAAGGCACGAUAAGCCGCUAGCCUUAGCUGCAUCUGCAGUCGUUAGCACCCACCAAUCCGCAUUGGGCCCGCGUGGAGGGUCAUGGCCCAAUCUAUUCCAUUCAUGGGAAAGGCUUGUGCCGCAGCAGUGGAGAAAUUAAUAGGCUGGUGAUUAUAAUAUUGAGAUAUUAAUAUUGUCAUAACCGUACCCGGUGUAGCUGCGUGAUGCUGAAGGAAAUGCCAGGAAAUAUUUUAAAAUUUUUAGGAGUCUGAUUUUUGGAAUUACACCUUGUGCUAUUGCUGGUAUUUUUAUAUCAUUAUAGUUAAGGCCGAUAAUGUGAAGGUGAAGGCAUUCAUACUACAUAAUAUUACGUCAAAAGGAAGUCAUUUCUUAAGUACCUAUUUAAAUAAAAUCCCUUCAAUCGAAGAACAAUCAAUCAAGGUGACGUUGUACUAAUCUUCAUACAUGUAACGAUUUUAUCAAUAUGUAUCUGAUACAUGUUAGUUCAUGCCCGCGAAUCUGGCUAUUUGGAUUCCUAAUUAAUUUUAAGAAAUCUAAUACGGAGAACUACUUAUAGAAGUAAUCGCCUUUGGACCAAAGAAUAUCAAUUCACUUUGAACAUUUUUGAGAUUCAUCUAUCAAGGACUUUAAAAUCAUUGUAUGUGGGUACGUGAUUGUGUGUGUGUGUUUGUAAAGUUUUUUUUUAUAUAUAUUGCAUUUCUAAUGCAUUGUCAAUGUAUCCAGGAAUUUUGUAUAGCAUAUAUAACUCAACUCACCUAUCUAAUUCUAUCUUGAACAUGUACACAAACGUCUCUACACAGGUCAUCUGCUAGGCUAGUUUAAGCGAAAGCUUUGAACUUAAGUGGGCAUGCAUCAAGGUUCUACACUAAGCCCACUUCUUUUUAACGUCACGAUGGAUUAUCUUACAAAAGGAUGUCAACGGACUGUACCCUGGAACCUUCUCUAUGCUGAUGCUCUAAUAGCUGAAAAUGCCGCUGAUCUCCAUACGGACUGGAACAACUGUGUGGAUGUGCUAGAAGACAACGUCUUAAAAAUCAAAAGCCAGAAGAUGAAACAUGUGUCAUGCUUGUUUGACAACAAAACUAGGGCGGAUGAUAUUAAAGUCUAUAUAGAGCGUGAUUGUGUGCCAUCAGUCGGUAAAUUUAAAUAUCUUGGCUCCAUAAUUAGUUGUGAUGGGAAAAUUGACAAAGAUGUAGAACUUUAUCAGGCUGGAUGAAAUGGAGACAGUUCACAGGCGUCCUAUGCGAUAGGAAAAUACUACUAAAGGUGAAAGUUUAUAAAACGGCAGUUACACCAGCAAUUUUACUGCUCUGAGUGCUUUGCUACCAAUAAAGCGCAUUUAAAUCUGCUGCACACCGCAGAGAUGUGCAUGUUUCACUGGUCAGGCAUCAAAUGAUGGACAAAAUAAAAAAAAAACUGUAUGUAUGAGGAAGUUGUAAAGUGACCCAAUAUCUAAAUAGUUAACGGAGAAGAAGAAGCAUGAAGUGGUUCGGUUAUGUAAAAUGUCCUGAAGAUCACAGGGUGAACGUGGCCGUGAAAGACUACUUUCCACCUGGCUUCACGACAGCCUAAAAUGACCUGAAACAACUUAAUAUAGAUCCUGGCCUUGCACUCGAUCAUGCACAGUGAAGGAAAUGUACAGGAAACGCUGACCCCAAGAAAAUGGGAAAAAGGUCUAGUGAGAAGAUGUUUCUAAUACAUUAUUAUAAAUAUGUGCUCCACUCUUUCGUUAAAUAUAAAAUUUCAUUAAGGAAAUAUCAUACAUUCCUCCUCCUUUACUAAAAAUAAAUGAAUGACUAAAGCUUGAUCUAUUGGAAGGAUAUUUCCCAAUUCCGCAUGAAUUCAACUGGUAAGACUACUGGGAACAGGGAGAAAUUCAGCUCGCUCGAAAUUUAAACCCGAACUGCUGGGCUCUUGAAGUUAACAUUUGUCCUCUAUUACAUCCAUCUAAACGUCUUUUCAGAAUCAAUAUCUCUUCGUAUUAAAUUCACCAACUUUUUUCAGAGGCGGAGUCGUCAACCAAAGAAACAAACGUACAAAGUGAUUAUCACAAUAAUGAUAUAAUAAUGGGUUGAUUAACAUUAUCUUGACGUUGAGUAUAAAUGCCGAUGAAAUUAAGCAAUCAACUAAUUACCCAUUUUUGUUUUAAAGGGGAAUUGUUUAACAUAAGUGCGCUUAAGAGAAUUACUUAAAAGAAGAUACUUUUCUGAAAACUUAACCUUUAAAACAUAGACACGAUGAAAGUAUUGGGAUUCGUGUUAGCCGCUCUUCUGGCGAGCGUGGCAGCCAACAGUGUAGCGGACCAAAGGGCAAAUGAAAGGUUUGUGGAAGGCAUCGUAGCUGGUGCCAUUGAAGACCUCAGCAACCAGAUCAAGGAGCGAGGACUGGACCCUUUCGAAGCGACGGCAUCAUAUUACCAAAGACUUGCAGUUACAGAUCUCGUCGUCAUUAAAGCUGAAGUCGAAGAUUUUCUUCUCGUCGGCCUGAGCGACAUCAGGGUGAACCGUGUCAGCUACAACAUUCUUCUCUCCAGGGUUAAUUUCGACAUUUCUCUGCAUAGGAUCGCUGCCAGUGUCGCUUCUGCAAGUGCUGAUUUGACUGUUUUCGGCUUCAAAAUUGUGGGAUCUACCAGUGGAAGUCUUGAAAUUAAUAACGUGAGAGCCGCCGGUCAAGCCAGGAUAAGCAUUGGUCUUAGCGGAGUGUCCCUAAGAUCGAUUACUAUCGACGUCACUCUCGGUGGCAUUAAUUCUAAUCUGGAGGUGAACGCUCUUGGCAGAGAUCUAUCUGAGUCUGUGAACAAAUUAGCUGGAACUAUUAUUCCGGAGGUGUUCGAUGAAAACAGGCCUGACAUCAAUAGAGUAUUGGAACACUACAUACUUGAAAUGGCCAAUUCGUCGUAAACACUACUAAAAAAACCCUAGCAAUCAAACAAUUCUGCUAUUACUUAAGUUAUUAUGAUUAGGAUAAUAUUGAAAAGUUUUUGUAUUGUUCUGAAGUUUCUUUGUUGGAUACAUAAUGACCAAGUCAUAUCAGGCUGUGUACUACUUAAACUGCAAUAAAUGAAAAUCUUGAAAACA
This is a messenger RNA of Chilo suppressalis (striped riceborer), 3162 nucleotides long. NCBI's taxonomy places the organism in Eukaryota, Metazoa, Arthropoda, Insecta, Lepidoptera, Crambidae. The record is from the annotation of a GenBank genome assembly.